AUGUAAAAAUAAUAAAGUUUUAGACGAAUCUGCUUACAAUUCUUUAGAUAUAAACCCAUAGUGGUUCACUUGUGCUAAAGUGGGAUUAUGCUUAGGGUUUAAUCUGAGGUCGAAUUUUUCUGGAACUUAAAAGGUGAGAUAGAAAACAGUUUAAUCCAAAAUGCAAAAAAGAAUAGAGAGGUUGUACAAGAAAGGAGACAAGCAUCAUAAUUAAUUUAAAAGUUGCAUGCUACACUGGACAUUUUGUAAAGUCAUGUUAGUGGGAUUCAGUAACAACUGGGUGCAUAUUAAAAGAAUUUUUCAUAUCUACCUAUUUGCUUGCAAGUCGAUUAAAUGGAAAAUGCUCAAAUGCAACUCAAUGCAAAAAUCAAAGUCAAACCAACUUUUAGUUAAUAUAACUAUGAUAUUUGCUCAUGA
This is a messenger RNA of Paramecium octaurelia, 417 nucleotides long. The record is from the annotation of a GenBank genome assembly. NCBI's taxonomy places the organism in Eukaryota, Ciliophora, Oligohymenophorea, Peniculida, Parameciidae.